CCUACGUUGCAUGGGAUGACGGAGUGAACGUGUGCCAUCAAACGCGUCAUAGUGUGCGGUCGUCAUUCCCUGGAAAGAGCGAGCUGUGAUUACACCGGCGCGCCUCCGCUAGCGGCGCCGCUACAUGCACACCACACCCCGGCUGACGUCCCCGUCACGCACCGAGCCUAUGACUGGAGGUCCGGACCGCGACCCAGAUGCCUCUAUGAUCCAGUUAGCGUCCAGUUAGCAUCAGAGGUAAGCCAUGUCUGACCCAAACACCAACACAAACCCCUCGCGGCCUCAGAGGAAGAUGUCCACAGCCGGGGAGAGCGUCUACAAGGUGUUAGGACUAGAGAAAGGGGCCUCAGCUGAGGACAUCAAGAAAGCUUACAGGAAGUUGGCGUUGAAGUACCACCCAGACAAAUGCCCGGACAACCCAGAGGCGGCGGAGAAGUUUAAGGAGAUCAACAACGCCAACUCCAUCCUGAACGAUGAGACCAAGAGGAAGAUCUACGACGAGUACGGCUCCAUGGGUCUUUACGUGUCCGAGCAGUUUGGAGAGGAGAGCGUCAAGUACUACUUCCUCAUGUCCAAAUGGUGGUUUAAGACGCUGGUGCUGUGCUGCACACUCUUCAGCUGCUGCUGCUGUUGUUGCUGCUGCUGUUUUUGCUGCGGAAAAUGCAAGCCGCCCGACGAGGACGAGAACUACCAGUACGUGGACCCGGAGGACCUGGAGGCCCAGAUCAAGGCGGAGCAGCAGGACAGCGGUCCCACUGUAAUCAUAAGCCAGGCCACGUCUAGCGGGGGCGGCGAUACCCCAGAGGGCAAAAGUCAGCCCAUCCCCCUGCCAAUGCCAAUGCCGAUGCCCGAGCCGCCACCCUCGACACCUCUAUCCGAAGGGGAGGACAAAGAAGAGAGCUUGCCCGAGUCGAAAUGACUCGAAGAUGACACUGGACGUCAUGCAACAACAAGAGCAGGCAGGAAGCCCCGCCCCCGUCAUGUUCCAGCCACAUUAGCGUGCCAGCGCCAGCAGCGCAGAGAUGAACCAGCCUAAAGCCACCAGCCGGCUCAGACCCGCCAUCCUGAUCCCCAACCUGCAGGGGACGUCCAAUCUGGGGGAGCUUCCUCCUGUCCUCAGUGAAACGUGUCACGACGCCAUCUCGCUGUGGAUUCCUUCCUCCAUCUUUUCUCCACAUGCGAGUCAGGACCGUUCCAGGGACGCUCCAGGACGAGUAAUGAUGCAACACAGGAAGGUGACUCUCAUACAUGAUGGUCAAUAUUCCAGUUGGACCAGUUCCUUUUCAAGCGGUGUGAGAUGGGCAGGCAAGAAUGCAUGAUUUUGUCAGGAUGCAUGCACUCCAGUCCCGCUGAGACACGCCAACUGUGCUCCCAAACCACUCGUCUUGUGCCACUAACUAGCAAACAAAGAAAGCCAGCAGCUUCAGUGAACCAUGAUCAGCUGAAAAAGGCUAAUAAUUGCUUGUGAAAGAGCUCCAUGUAGCCACAUAACUUGUGUCUGCUCCCUGCAGAUGAUGGAUCCAAGUCCCUCAAAGGCAAUGCAGACCCUCCUGUGUACAGUCCAUCUUGUCUGCAGCUUACAAUGAUUUCCUGCUAAAUUCAGCUCAAGCUCCGAAAAAUCUGCUCUUGUCUCUUUUCCGCCAAUCCCGAUGUUGACGGAUGCGUGUCCACAUGACGGAGCAGGAAAGUGUUUCUUCCUGAGCUUUGAAAGGAAGUGUUGUGCCUUGAUUUUAAAGAAAAAAAUUAUUAAAAAAAUACAACGUGACACUUUUGUUGUCAAGUAGAAAUCCACCCAGACUCGUUUGCCAUUUUCCGCAUUCUCCCCUAUUUCCACGUGGUGUUGUCCAAGAGGAGCAUCCUCAUUGAGCCAGGCAUACACUAACCGUCAAAUGAAAUAGUCUCAAUUCAAUAUGACCGCGCCCUUUUUAAGUCUGAACACUCACUAUGCAAAAUCAUCCAUUUCAAUCAAAGCAGCAAUUUUAGAUGACAUCUUUUCUCAUUAUUGUCAGUUGCGAAUAUUUGGGAGGGAAAAUCAAAUGUGCAGGUGUUCUUUUGGCCAUAGUUCCAUUAAAAAAGCACACAUUUUACCUUAUGAACUGCAAUAAACUGACGUGGACAUUUAAAAAAUUUAGAUAUUCUUGUGAAAAGCGGUGUUCUCUGCCGUAAACAUUUGUGUUUUGCAAAUUUGGGCAAUUAUUUCCGUGAAAAUGUGUAAUUGACAAAAAGAAAAAAAAUGUCCACUGCAGAGGAUGCUGCUUCUCAGGAGGAUAUACAUUUAAACUUUUGUUUAUUCAGCCAAACCUGUCAUUUUACUAUAUAACAAUUAGAUGUGUCAAUACUUAAAAAAACUACAAUUUGUAUUUGUUUAUGUAUAUAACUUGUGAAACCUGAUGACAUGUUCUUAUCAAUGUUCAAACUGUAAAUAUGCAUUUUUAAGUUAAUGUUUAUUCAUGUGUGGUGUAUUUGUAGGUUAGCGUGUUUUUUUAAGAUAGGAACUCCAAGAGGACCAGUUGGACAAUCUACCUUUUCAUUUAAAAAAAAGAAAACACAAUGAAACAAGAGCAGCAAUGAGUUAUUAACAUAACUAUCUUUUUUUCGUUGUCCAUCUGUGUUUGUGCUCUGGAAUUCGACCAAAUAAAAAGGCAUUUCAUAAUUCCAUUCGUCUUGGAUGCAAUGGAAUUAUGUGCAGUGUUUGUACCUCCCGUCCAGCAGAUGGCGACUCUUGGUCUGUAUCACAGAUGUUCAGCCUGGCAAUGUUCCUGCCCAAAUGAGGAAAGGGAUGAAUAAAUUAAAUUAAAAUGUUUUUUUGAUUUACCUGUGAAUUAAAAAUGUUAGUCGUUUUUCAUGGAUCAUUUAAUUUCAUAGUUAUUUUUUCAAUGAAUAAGGCCGAUAAGUUAACAUCAAUGUGUGCGAAUGUAAUGGGUUUGUCCAAUUUAUGUAUCUGAUUCUGAGUAAACCACCACUUACCAGUGGAU
Messenger RNA from Entelurus aequoreus (snake pipefish), 2975 nucleotides. RefSeq names its product dnaJ homolog subfamily C member 5-like. The record is from RefSeq and is a predicted model, not a curated record. Lineage: Eukaryota; Metazoa; Chordata; Actinopteri; Syngnathiformes; Syngnathidae. The transcript has 7 exons. Bases 245 to 919 code for a protein of 224 amino acids.